CAGUAGCGGCGGUUCCCGCCGGGGCCCGGGGCCAGCCCGCUUUGCACUAUGGGCACGGUGCUGUCCCUGUCCCCUGCCUCCUCGGCCAAGGGCCGAAGGCCCGGCGGGUUGCCGGAGGAGAAGAAGAAGGCGCCGCCCGCGGGCGACGAGGCGCUGGGGGGCUACGGCGCGCCGCCCGCCGGCAAAAGCGGCAAAGGCGAGAGCCGGCUCAAGCGGCCGUCUGUGCUCAUCUCGGCGCUCACCUGGAAGCGCCUGGUGGCCGCAUCCGCCAAGAAGAAGAAAGGCAGCAAGAAGGUGACGCCCAAGCCAGCGUCCUCGGGCCCUGACCCCCUGGUCCAGCAGCGCAACCGGGAGAACCUCCUUCGCAAGGGCCGCGACCCCCCCGACGGCGGCGCCACCAAGCCCCUGGCCGUGCCGGUGCCCACCGUGCCUGCGGCCGCCGCCGCCUGCGAGCCGUCGUCGGGGGGCAGCGCGGCCGCAGCGCCGCCGGGCUCAAGCGGAGGAAAACCGCCGCCUCCGCCGCCACCCCCUGCCCCACAGGCCGCGCCGCCAGUGCCCGGGGGCUCGCCGAGGCGGAUCAUCGUGCAAGCUUCCACCGGCGAGCUGCUACGCUGCCUGGGCGACUUCGUGUGCCGGCGCUGCUAUCGCCUCAAGGAGCUGAGCCCCGGCGAGCUGGUGGGCUGGUUCCGCGGCGUGGACCGCUCGCUGCUGCUGCAGGGCUGGCAAGACCAGGCCUUCAUCACACCCGCCAACCUGGUGUUCGUGUACCUGCUGUGUCGCGAGUCGCUGCGCGGGGACGAGCUGGCGUCGGCCGCCGAGCUGCAGGCCGCCUUCCUCACCUGCCUCUACCUCGCCUACUCCUACAUGGGCAAUGAGAUUUCCUACCCACUCAAGCCCUUCCUCGUGGAGCCCGACAAGGAGCGCUUCUGGCAGCGCUGCCUGCGCCUAAUCCAGCGGCUCAGCCCGCAGAUGCUACGACUCAACGCCGAUCCCCACUUCUUCACGCAGGUCUUCCAAGACCUCAAGAACGAGGGCGAGGCUGCUGCCGCCGGGGGUCCUCCGAGCGGGGCCGCUACCUCUUCAGCCGCCAGGGACAGCUGUGCGGCCGGAGGCAAGCAUUGGACUAUGAACCUGGACCGCUAGGGACGC
Chrysochloris asiatica (Cape golden mole) is the source of this 1149-nucleotide messenger RNA. RefSeq names its product cyclin-dependent kinase 5, regulatory subunit 2 (p39) (gene CDK5R2). Gene Ontology annotation, cellular component: protein kinase 5 complex; cytoplasm. Gene Ontology annotation, molecular function: protein kinase binding; cyclin-dependent protein serine/threonine kinase activator activity. Lineage: Eukaryota; Metazoa; Chordata; Mammalia; Afrosoricida; Chrysochloridae. The record is from RefSeq and is a predicted model, not a curated record. Gene Ontology annotation, biological process: brain development; activation of protein kinase activity; positive regulation of cyclin-dependent protein serine/threonine kinase activity. The transcript has a single exon. The coding region runs from base 49 to 1143 and encodes 364 amino acids.